AUGUCGGAGAAAACAACUUCCUCUUUUAUUGUGAAUGAUUUGAGCCCCUACAGUCCUAUAGACACUGUGGACACAACAACUUAUGACUGGAAACUGAGAGUAAGAGUGCAAUCAUUCUGGAAGAGCAUGAGCAGAGAGAAACAGGAAUUUUGGGGAGUUAACAUGCUACUAAUUGAUGACUCGAAUGGUAGACUUCAUGCCUUUGCCAAUUCCAAAUACUGUGGUGACUUGCUGAAGGAGAUAAAAGAAGGAGAAAUUUAUGUUAUCUCCAAUUUUAAAGUAAAAGAUUAUUUGGGAGAUGAGAAAUACAGAGCUGUACGCAGUAAAAAACAUAUUUUUUUCACUCCUCACACACUCUUCAAGAAAGCCACAGAUGUUGGACUACCAAUUGAGUUGUAUGCUUUUGACUUAUUCCAUUAUGAUGCACUUGAAAAGCUUGCAGACGACAAUCGCUCCAGUGUGCAUGUAACCUUUUUUGAUCAGUUUGGAGAAUUAGCGGAGAAGGAUUUUCGCAACGCCGACUGCAGGAAUCUUUAUGUUAUAAUAUGCUGUGCGAAAGUUGGUCGCUAUGAAGGUUCUGUCUAA
Messenger RNA from Daucus carota subsp. sativus, 585 nucleotides. RefSeq lists its product as uncharacterized. Bases 1 to 585 code for a protein of 194 amino acids. Lineage: Eukaryota; Viridiplantae; Streptophyta; Magnoliopsida; Apiales; Apiaceae. The transcript has 4 exons. The record is from RefSeq and is a predicted model, not a curated record.